Molecule: messenger RNA, 1035 nt
Organism: Prunus avium (sweet cherry)
Lineage: Eukaryota; Viridiplantae; Streptophyta; Magnoliopsida; Rosales; Rosaceae
Product: BTB/POZ domain-containing protein At4g08455
Molecular function (GO): protein binding
Source: RefSeq, a predicted model, not a curated record
GGCAGGUAGCACAAUGAUCAAUCGAUGAAAUUACAUUUGCUUUAAAAUUCUCCUCUUGUUUUAAUUUUUUAUUUUUGUCAGCAUAAUAUUUCUUCUCUUGUUGUUAUUUAUCUUUGAGUACCCCAACCCAACAUGAAGAGGUGCAUGUCUUGCGAGGGCAGAUAUGAUGUCGGCACCUGCUGCAAGCAGUGCCUCGAGGCCAAGGUCGCUUUUCUCACGAUGUCCCAGCCGGCUUUCUUUUCCGACGUCAUUCUGUUUGCCUCCUCCGAUGAGAACCCUGUACCCAUUCCGGCCCAUAAGGCCGUCUUGGCGAACCGUUCUCCAGUGUUCAGAGCCAUGCUUGAGAAUGAGAUGGAAGAAAGCCUGAGCGGCACCAUCAAGAUUGGCGAUGUCUCCUACGACGCCCUUCGUGCCUUCGUCAACUACCUCUACACAGCUGAGGUAUGCCCUGACCAGCAAUUGGCCUGUGAUCUCCUAGUAAUGGCUGAAAAAUACCAGGUGCAGCAUCUCAAAGACUUGUGCGAGAAGUUCUUGGUGGCCAACGUCAACUGGGACAAUGCAUUUAUGAUCUAUACCUUUGCACACCAGCAUGAUGCCAAGCAGAUCAUCGAUGCAGCCUUGGGGGUGAUCACACACGAAAUAGACAAGCUUUCUGCCCGGGAGGAGUACGAGGAGCUCAAGGAGAGAUAUCCGCAACUCAUAUUCGAAAUCUAUGAAGCUUAUUUCUCCAAACAAGCUAACACUACAAAAAACAUUAUCAAUAGUAACGUUUUUUCUUAUGGAAACCCACCCGCAUUGGGGCCCUUCCCGACCGUGACACGUUGGUGAGAUUUGUGGGCGUGAUAAUUGGCUUUUGUUACCAUUAAUAGAGAAAAGUAGACAACAUUAUGUUGACUUUCCAGCUGCCUUUAGACUUAUAUUUGUUGAAGCAUUAGAAUUGUUAGGACUUAUCCGUGGUUGUUGCUUAGUUGGUUACUUACUAUGUUAAUAAUGCCCUGGUUUGUAGGGCAAUCUGUUUUGUUUGAAUUGGUCUUA